AGUCACACCAAACGUGAGCUGUAACCGUGCACGCGAGCCGCGUCUCACUCUGUGGUUGUUAUGCCUGGUGCUACACCAACAAACAUUAGUCACACAUGGGCGUUUGAAGUAGAAGUCUGCAUUGUCUACACUGAACUGACCUUUGAGUAACGCACCUCAAAAAGUGUUCAGAGCUGCACUUACAUUCACUGCAAAAAGUGUGUUUGUAUAUGAAGCAGACUGCUUUCAACAUGAGGAGAGUCCUCUGCAUUAUCUUACUCCUGCCUACUAUUAAAACAUAUUCACUUAACUCCGUACAUGCCUCUGUCCAGUUUGUGCCAGCAGGAAGCACAGUUAACAUACCAUGUGACGGUUAUGGUGAUCACACCACUGCUAGGUGGUUGUAUAGAGGAAAAAACAAGAACUUUCAGAUUAUUGUUCAUGAAAGUAAAGGCCUGAUUUUAAAGAACAAGACAAUGUUGUCCAGGAAAAAGAUUCUGAAGAAUUUUGAUUUAGAAAUCAGUCCUUUCACUGAACUGGAUGAAGGGAUAUAUGCUUGUCAAGUCUGCACACACACAAAUGGAUGUACUGAUGGUGAACAGAUCUCCUUAUUACUUCAGUAUGAAACACCUUCUACAUCAUCAAGGACACAUUUUAUCAUUGAAGGUGGCAGACUGAGUUAUAGUUGUCUGCAUAAUCUCACUCUGAAGGUUGGCUGGACAUUUCAGGCACAUGGAGAAAACGCUGUCACUCAUUUAAACAGUGAAUCGACAGAUAAAACUUUACUGAUCAUUCCAGAUGUUCAGCCAUCUCAUGCGGGCAAGUACAGCUGUUGGAGAGAAACAUUGACUGGAAAAUGGCAUACAGUUUAUUCGGUGACUCUGUGUGUACUUACAGUUACAGCAGUGGAGUCGACUGAUUCUCCUCAAAACUGCACCCUGUACUGUGAUGUGGAUGUCGGUGCAGAGGGAAAUCCAGUCACUGUGGUGUCAGAUAAAUGGAAUAUCUCAAUUACUGGGAUCAUAAAGAAGCCGAAGAGUUCUGUGAUCUGCAGGCUGCACAGUAGCAGCGUAGAGACAGACAGAUUGCAUCUUGCUGAUGAAGCCACAACUCAAUCAGAUGCCACUGCAUACAUUACUGUGGGCAGCAACCCUUCACAAGCAGUUACAUUAAUAAGCACAUGCACUGCAGCUCCUCUCAUCAUUGUAGCUCUUGCCAUAAUUUUGUGUGUUUUGAGACGGCAAGUGAAUACAGGCAGAAACUCUACCAGAGGUGGUCAAACCAUGACCAGGAGCUCAGGGGAUGAAGAUGAGACUCAGGUGGUUUAUUCUAUGCUGGAAGUUGGCAGAUAUCAACAGCAGAGUGUCAUCACAUCUGUUAAUGAGUGUGUGUACAGCCAAAUUAAAGUGUAAUAAGAACAGCGGGUCAUCUGGCCUGACGUGAGCAAACACAUCCCUGAUGCAAUAUCAGUACUACCAGUAAUGUAAGCAGUGGAGGACGCCUUCAGCAGACUACACUGAACAACGCUCACAGGAGAACUAUACGGAUAAACCAAGCGAACAGCCAACUCUGUUGCGAUAUGAGAACGAGAGGACUACAGUCAUGGGAUGCUGAAACAUGCAGACACUGCUGCUCUCACUGGAUGUUGGUGAUGAAAAUUGGAAAUGAUGCACAUGAUUUUCAAGCUCAUGUGUGGCCUGUGAUCACACAAUGAAAAUAAUGUUGUUGAAUCAUUGAAAGUGAUAAAUACACACUGAUGAAAAUGAUUUUGUUCACACAUAUAGUUAUAAUAAAAUGCAAUUUUUAUUUAAAUAGUAAUCUUUCCUUAGAGACAAAUUUGAGCAAAUAAGACAAAUGUGAUGAAUCACAGUUCAUUAAUCACAGUUAAUUAUUUUAAUUGUUUGACAGUCCUACUUUUUUGGGGUCAUAUUUAAGUUUGAUCUAAGCAACUUAAGAUUCACUUCAUUGUUUCUUUUUGCUUUUAGUAAUGUUUGAAGAUGGUUUCACUCAGUUGUACUUUUUGAAACUGAGCGCAGUAACAGACUGCAUGAAUUUCAGCUACUGAACAUGCAUGCAUUUUUCUAGUAUUCAGCUAGUGUGAAGUUCAA
This is a messenger RNA of Colossoma macropomum (tambaqui), 2087 nucleotides long. RefSeq lists its product as uncharacterized. Gene Ontology annotation, cellular component: membrane raft; external side of plasma membrane. The record is from RefSeq and is a predicted model, not a curated record. Bases 210 to 1391 code for a protein of 393 amino acids. The transcript has 8 exons. Gene Ontology annotation, biological process: T cell activation; interleukin-15-mediated signaling pathway; positive regulation of ERK1 and ERK2 cascade. Lineage: Eukaryota; Metazoa; Chordata; Actinopteri; Characiformes; Serrasalmidae. Gene Ontology annotation, molecular function: protein tyrosine kinase binding; MHC class II protein binding.